Anisakis simplex (herring worm) is the source of this 459-nucleotide messenger RNA. The record is from the annotation of a GenBank genome assembly. NCBI's taxonomy places the organism in Eukaryota, Metazoa, Nematoda, Chromadorea, Rhabditida, Anisakidae.
GAUGUGCAGGAAAGACGUCGCUCGCGAAGUCCAGUGGAACGCAGAAGAAGCCGAAGUAGGAGUCGUGAACGGAGAGACGAUGCGAGACGGCGGGAUCUCGAAGAAAGGAACAGGAGUUCCCGUGAAGAUCAUGAUCGACGUGAUGAGAAACGUCCGAAGAAAGAUAAAGAACGUGAGUUGUUUGGGCAGUGCCCAUUUCAUUUCACGUUUACCUAUUUGACUAGGGCACUUGUAACAUUAACGUACGUAUUUUCAGCUGAAGUUCUUGACGUUGACUCAUUGAAAGGUGCCGAUAAAGAAAUAGCAAAAAUGAUGGGAUUUGUCAGUUUCAGCACGACAAAAAAUAAAAAGGUGACAGGUAAUACAGAUGGAGUUGUGAUGAUCAAUAAACCAAGAAGAUACCGUCAAUACAUGAAUCGUAAAGGAGGUUUCAACAGACCACUGGAUUAUGUGGCAUGA